Messenger RNA from Verticillium alfalfae VaMs.102, 738 nucleotides. RefSeq lists its product as hypothetical. Bases 1 to 738 code for a protein of 245 amino acids. The transcript has 2 exons. The record is from RefSeq and is a predicted model, not a curated record. Lineage: Eukaryota; Fungi; Ascomycota; Sordariomycetes; Glomerellales; Plectosphaerellaceae. Gene Ontology annotation, molecular function: protein binding.
AUGUCGAGCCAGCCAAACCGCAACGGCGAAGGAAGCAGCACCGGUGCCAGCGCAGAGCGGACAUUAGACGAUACAAUGAGGGCGCCCACAAGUACGACGCCAGAUGUCGUUGUUCUCGAGCACGCGCACAAUGAAAAGAAGGCAAAAGAUGCACCGAACUUGCGCGAGGACUUCUGGCUGUCGUCUUCGGAUGGACGCUACAACUCACCCAUCAUUCCGCUUCGGGUCGGCCAGGCACCCGGCAUGGAGAUAUUUCAUGUCCAUAAGGAUGUCUUGCUCACGAGCGAGUAUUUCAGGAAGGCAUUGUGUGGAAACUUCCGAGAAGCUGACGCACAGUCGAUGGAUCUUCCUGAAGAAGACCCUGCCAUCUUUCAUUUCGUCGUCGCGUUCCUGUAUCAGCAAACCUUCGUGCCCAUCCGGGCUGUCGCUUCGGUGCUGCGACCAGAGACAGGAGGGGACCUGCUGCUCAAGAUGGUCUUUGCGCGAAUCGGUUUCUUGCAGCCGCUCCUCUGGCAGAGGGCGCCGCAGGAAACGAGCGAGUUCCUCAUCGGCCAUCCGGACGUCGCUGCGCUGGUGCUCCGGGAAGCGGCCCUGCGGAGGGAAGAAGACAUCGGGGGCCAGAACCUGCCGAGCAUGGAGGUUGCGCCGCCACCGGGGCCGCCCCCUCCGCCGUUCGGAGGACCAACAGUUGUGUAUCCCUAUGCCAGAGUCCAUCCUGGACCGGCGAUAUGGGACUAG